AUGGCCUAUAGCUCAUAUGCUUGGCUGCUGCCAAUGGAGCUGGAGGGCUUGCUGGAAGAGUACAAGAUUGAUGGCUGCGUCUUUCCCGUGCAGGGUCUCUUCUCCGCCGAGCACCUGGAUGAAAUCGACGCCUUGCUGUCGAAGUUGGUGGCGGACCGACCCCAGGUGGACAAAGGCGACGAGCAGAACCUGGCCCCGGAGGAUUUGCUGAACUUGCAUCUCAUCUGCAAGGAGGUGUUGGACCUCUGCCGUGAGCCGAAGGUGCUGCAAGUGGCCGCGCGGAUCCUGGGAACCGAGGACCUCAGUGUUUUUACCUCAAGGAUCCUCUGCAAGGAGCCCAAAACGGGCAAAGAGAUCGUGUGGCAUCAGGACUCGAACUACUGGCCCCUGACGGCACCGGACAACCCCAAGCCCACGGGCGACCUGACAGUGGAGGAUGUGGCGCCGCAGGUUACGUCGCUGUGGUUGGCCCUGGACCCGGUGACCCAAAGAAACGGCGCCAUGGAGGUUUUGCCCUUCUCGGCGCAACCUGAGAGCUGCCAGACGUUGCCGAAGGAAUUUGUGGUGGACUCGGGGGGAUCCACGGAUGGUUUUGAUAACUUCAACCUCUCCUUAGAUGAGACCAAGCUGAAUGUCAGCAAGCGCCGGAGGGUCUCCAUCCAGCGUGGCGAGGCGGAGUUCCAUUCCGCCUACACCAUCCAUCGCUCGGAUGCCAACCGCAGCGACGUCCGCCGCAUGGCGUGGAUUGUCCGCUACUGCGCCACAGGCACCAGGGUGGUCCCCGGGGUCCGUGGGUCCUUCGACGGCGGCUACCAGCUGGUGCCUCUUGCAGCCAAAGCAAAGCUGCGACUGUGCUCAGUCUCCGACAAGGGGGAAGAUGGCCGUGUGCUGCGCAGCAUCUAUGCGCCGUGCUUUGGCAAUGCUGUGAAGGAGUUGAAGAAGUGAGACGGCCAGGGGCAUCUGCGCGGAAAAGUGAUGCAGAUUGCCCAAGACUUGUAUG
This is a messenger RNA of Effrenium voratum, 1000 nucleotides long. NCBI's taxonomy places the organism in Eukaryota, Dinophyceae, Suessiales, Symbiodiniaceae. The record is from the annotation of a GenBank genome assembly.